UAAGGGACAGUCUUUAUGGUAUAUGAAGGAACAUCUUCUGAGUCGCUUUUCUUUUUUUUAUGUUUUGUUUUAUAGGCAGCUGCAGGCAUUCUGUGCUAUGUGGGAGCUUACGUGUUUAUCACAUACGAUGACUACGAUCACUUCUUUGAAGAUGUUUAUACGCUCAUCCCCGCAGUGGUCAUCAUAGCAGUGGGGACACUUCUCUUUAUCAUUGGUCUGAUUGGCUGCUGUGCCACAAUCCGGGAAAGCCGCUGUGGUCUCGCCACGUUUGUGAUCAUCCUUCUAUUGGUUUUCAUCACGGAAGUGGUAGUCGUUGUUCUGGGUUAUAUCUACAGAGCAAAGGUGGAGGCCGAAGUUGAUCACAGCAUUAAGAAAGUGUAUGACACGUACAAUGGGACAAACCCGGAUGCUGCAAGUCGUGCAAUUGAUUAUGUGCAGAGGCAGCUGCACUGCUGUGGGAUCCACAACUACACAGACUGGGAAUCAACAACCUGGUUCAAAGAAACGAAAAACCACAGUGUGCCCCUCAGCUGUUGCAAAGCCACCAUCAGCAAUUGCACAGGAAGCUUAACUCGUCCCACAGACCUUUAUUCUGAGGGAUGUAAAGUGUUGGUGGUCAAGAAGCUCCAGGAGAUCAUGAUGUACGUUAUCUGGGCAGCCUUGGCAUUUGCUGCUAUCCAGCUGCUGGGCAUGCUCUGCGCCUGCAUCGUCCUCUGCAGGAGGAGUCGGGAUCCUGCCUACGAGCUGCUCAUCACCGGGGGAACCUACGCCUAGAAGCAGCAGCAAGUGAAGCUCGAAGUCCGUUUUCUUUGCUCAGAAGCCAGCUUGGCAGGGCCACCUGCAGCAGUGCUUCCACUGACUUUGACUUGGCAACAACGACCCCUUUCAAAAACUUGGACAAUUAGCACGUACACCGGUGAUGGGCAAAGCUUGACUUUCAGUCCCCUCCUUGUUACCGACUCCCACUUCUUUAGCCAGCUUUCCACUUAUCUGUACAUGGUAGCAACCAAGUAACACUAUUUUUGGAACAGUUUAUUUUUAACAAAAAACGGCAUGAGAGCUAGGGGUGACCUAACCUUGGUAAGUUAUGGCUAGAUGGUGUAGUGAUUUAUGUGGGAAUCCUUCAGAGUUUGCUGGGUGGCAUCGUCAGAGUUGUGUGAGGGAAGUCAAUU
This is a messenger RNA of Python bivittatus (Burmese python), 1172 nucleotides long. The record is from RefSeq and is a predicted model, not a curated record. Lineage: Eukaryota; Metazoa; Chordata; Lepidosauria; Squamata; Pythonidae.